ACUUAUGAAAGGGAAAGUGAAAUCGUAGAGGGAAGGGGAAAAAUUUACGAAAAAAGAUGGUGGAGCUGUUCUGCUUUCGUCCAUUUACUAUCAACAUACUUCAACCGAAAAGUGACAGUGUCCCAAAACCGCGCAGUGGACAUCGAAUCGUCGCCUCGGGUGGCAAUGUUUAUGCAUUCGGAGGGUAUAAUCCAGAAAAUGAAGGUGACGACCCUAACAGCUUUCUUUUCAAAGAGCUGUGGCACUUCAAUACAGAUUCCAAACGGUGGACAAACCUUGACAUGACCGGGGAUAUCCCUUCGGAGUUGGCAUCUCAUGCAGCGCUUUUGCGGGGGGACACCCUGCUGGUGUACGGGGGUACGGCAGUCCCAUUUGGUGAACGUAUCUCGAACAAGCUCUACGCCUGCAAUCUCCGGACCUGCAGGUGGACCUUGCUUCCGGCCGAGGGCGACUUCCCUGAAGAGCAGUACGGACAGGCAAUGUGUUUACAUAAUGGAGCUCUGUAUGUGGUUGGGGGAACCACGGGGUUUGAAUAUUCUAUGGACGUCCAUCGGUUGUCUCUUCCGGACCUCACUUGGAAGAGGUUACACACUCUUCAGGAGCCAAAGAGUAGGUACCGUCACGAGCUCGUUUCCUACAGUGAUAUGAUUUACGUCUUAGGCGGUGGAACGGCACGGACAAGUCUCACGUUACACAAAGUCCCUGCAUUUAAUACAAAGCUGGAGUGUUGGGAGACAGUACCGACCAAUCCAGAUCAAACCCAUGGCUAUCCUACCAAGCGUCGAUGCCACGGCUGUGUACAGUAUAAAUCAAAAGCAUACAUUUGUGGUGGCCACGAUGGCAAUGGCGUACUAGAUGACGUGUGGGAACUUGACCUUCAGACAUUGCAUUGGACAAGGCUACAAGCACAAUUACCCAAGUCUGUUUACUUCCACUCAGGAGCUGUCUCGGAGACGGGGCAGAUGUUCGUGUUCGGCGGGGUGACGUCGUCCAACGGGAGCUCCCGGUGCAAUACGCUGUGGUCCAUGUGGGUCACGGUGCCUCCCUUGCUGGAGAUGGCGUGGCUGUCUCUGCUCCACUACUGCCCCCAGCUGGCAAACACGCCGGCGACGGUCCUCACGCAGGCUGGAGUGCCAAGGGCCCUCGUGCAGAGGUUACUCUCCUAGUAACUCCUCCCGUGUCGUGUGCUCCAGGACUUUUACUGUUGAAGCUGGAUCUCGAACAGACUCGCUGCACGGGAGUUCUCUCUCUCGCCACUUUUUACCGGCGAAAUCUCGACGGUACGGUUCUUGUGAUGCGGCAAAACAAACGUGAAAUCUCUGGCAGGGAAAACCCGUAUAUACGCCAGUAUUGGUCGAGGAAUGGGGGAAAGGUGCUGUCGGGAUUGGCUGGCUACGGUGGUUGGACGAGAAAAAAAAAAUUUAAUCUGGUGUUCCAUCAUUAUUUAUUUGAUUUUUUUUUUUGUUACAUGUUCGUUGCGUUCUUAAAACUUCACAUCCAUAGCUGGCCUCCUUCAUUUUGCUCUCAUAACCAGUCGUCCCCCCCCACUGAUGCAUGUUGGACUACAGUUUUGAACCAUGCGGAGCAAAAGGUACCUAAAAAUUGUGCCACGUUGAAUUACCGUCGACGGCUGCAGUGAACGCUCUGCAACGAGAUAGAAGAUGCUGCAUUCUGUCGGAUCAUCUGAUGUGUAGACAACACAUGUCAUGGUGAAGUUGCUUUGGUCCAGUGGAGUUUGGAGGGAGGAGGAGUUGCAUUGUUUGUCAGUGCAUUCCGCCGUUGUUGCUUAGGGUGUUACAGUGAACGUGCACCGUAACAGAAAACAUGCAAUGGCUAUUAGCCUUAAGAAACUACUUGUGGCACUGCGUUGGCUUCACUUGAAUAGAAAAGUGAGACCGGUUGGUUUUAAAUCUAGAUGGGACAAUUAAAAAAAUUUCAGAAUCCACGAAUCUUUCGAAUCCUUUCUUUAAAAAAAAAAAGAGUUCAAAAAGCCAGGGAAAAAAAAAACACUUCUACUGAAAAGUGUUUUGAAGCACAAUUUGAUCUUUUUGUUUAAUGAAAAACAAGUUAAAUAAUAGUUCACUUUCAGGAGAAAACAUAGUCGUAUAUUUCUUCUUAAAUGUAAUGUAAUCCAUUUAACGUGUUGUUCAUCGAGCGCAGGAAAUGCAUGAACACUCGAGUCUGAAUUCUUUCCAUAAAACUAAGAAAUAAUGAAAAGCAAAACCUUGUUACUUUUAAACUUGUAAUGUAAGAGUUCCUGCCUGAAGCCAUCCAGAGCAAUGUUAACAAACAAACGCAAUGAAAACACGGCUGAAAUUUUUAAAUCAAUGGGCCCGCCGGCAAAUCAGGCUUUCAGCGGACCACGGAGGCACCAAUUUUAAAAUGAAACGAGCAAAUGUGAUUGGUCGAUUCGAAAGAUUCGAGUCGCCCUAUCGGGCACUGGGAUUAGGAUUCCCAAAUCUCGAAUACCUGCCUAGCAGUUGGGGAUUGACGGAUUCCGUUGGCUCAUCCCUAAUUUUAACUAAAUGAUUCUUUGCUAUUUUGUAGUUUUUUGUUGUUGUUUUUUUUAUCUUUGAUGGAAACCCAUAAUUUUGUCUCUCUUUUUUUUUCGUACAAUGCGCGAAUUGGCCCUACUGUCACAUUUCGCAUUAGAGACGAAUUUAGUGAAUAUUUUUGUAUUUAAGUAAACAAAUUUGAAUCUUAUUCGAGUGCCAGGUAAUCUCAGAGUCUUUCAAAUGGUGAUAUUGCAUUAUGCGGGAUUGUGUCAUCCAGAUUCCCGCAACUUGUAUUGUUCUAGUGCAAGAAGCUGGAUGAGGAAACAAAACGAGAAAAAUGACUUGUAAUCCUCAUCCUUCCUCACCUUUCCUCAUCCUUCAUUGCGGUUAAGGAUAGGGGCUACAAUUGGUGCUGUGAAGAGUCUGACUGUUGCUCUCUCGUAAUUUACGUACCAGUUGAUGAAUCGGAACUUGUCAUAGCAGCGUUUUGAAAGACAUUAUGAGAUGUUUUUCUAUUUUUUUUUUUCCAGAAAGAGGGUGCUACUGUUCCACUGUUUUUAAAGUUUUGGGGUACAAUUUUUGUUUGCAACGAGAGUAUGAUUAUCUGUGAAGACCCCAUUCUGGGAAGCUUCUGCCGUGAGACGGUUCCUUCCGCUGCACCGCAAAAAAUUCCUCAACGCUCUCAACGACCAAUAUUGUCAACUGCUACUUGCUCAUGCUUGCAAGUUUCUCAUAGGCUAUAAGGUUUCAGAUCACACCACAUAUUAAAGUUUUUUUGUUUUUUGUGAACGCUUCGCUCUCUUUUAUGGUUAUAACAACAUAGUUUCUCAAUAUCAAGCCCAGUUGUCACGUACGGGCUGUCAUUUUGUCCUCGACAGCCAGAGAAAAUAAAUUGUUACAUGAAGCCAGGUU
This is a messenger RNA of Ornithodoros turicata, 3407 nucleotides long. RefSeq names its product kelch domain-containing protein 10-like (gene slim). The transcript has 10 exons. Gene Ontology annotation, molecular function: protein binding. The record is from RefSeq and is a predicted model, not a curated record. Bases 57 to 1166 code for a protein of 369 amino acids. Gene Ontology annotation, biological process: positive regulation of stress-activated MAPK cascade. NCBI's taxonomy places the organism in Eukaryota, Metazoa, Arthropoda, Arachnida, Ixodida, Argasidae.